Messenger RNA from Theileria equi strain WA, 382 nucleotides. Its product is annotated as 60S ribosomal protein L37a, putative. Gene Ontology annotation, biological process: translation. Gene Ontology annotation, molecular function: structural constituent of ribosome. The transcript is spliced from 3 exons. NCBI's taxonomy places the organism in Eukaryota, Apicomplexa, Aconoidasida, Piroplasmida, Theileriidae. Bases 85 to 369 code for a protein of 94 amino acids. The record is from RefSeq and is a predicted model, not a curated record. Gene Ontology annotation, cellular component: ribosome.
AUUUCUUAUUAAUUUAAAUAAUUUUAAUCGUAAAUUUCCUAAUUUAAAAUAAGUAUUCGUCGUUUGUAACCACAAAGAUUUAAAAUGGCCAAGCGUACAAAAAAGGUCGGUUUGGCCGGUAAAUACGGAACACGUUACGGUGCUUCUCUCAGGAAGCAAGCUAAAAAGAUCGAGCUUUUGCAGCAUGCCUCCUACAACUGCCCAUUUUGUGGUAAAGACGCCACAAGACGCAAGGCUGUUGGUAUCUGGCAAUGCAAGGGAUGCAAGAAGAAGAUCGCCGGUGGUGCCUGGUCAUUGGCCACCUCAGCUGCCAGCUCAAUCAAGGCUACAAUUGAACGUCUCAAUAAGCAGAAACUUGAGUCUCUUUAAGUAAUGCGUUUGU